AUGUAUUUGGCGGAUUUGCGGGCUUCAGAGGGAAGUUCUCACACGCACUACAACCCUUUUUAUGAUCCAUCAAAACACGAAGGUCCACUGUUGCCGCCAGCAGCAGCUUUAGCUCCAACUCUGUGGCCUCAGUACCAUCUGCGGUGGGCUUGCCCAUUGGAAGCCCAAGCUGGAGAGCUUGAAGCUCAAUUUAGAAGCAUGGCUAAAAAAUUCUUUGAACUGCAGAAGGAAAAAGAAGUGGCGGAAAGGAAAGUGGAAGAAAUAACUGCAACCACAGAGUCCUUGGCAGCAGAGUUGCGAAAUGAGAAACACAACAGCAGCUUGGCCGUGGAUUUAGCAAAGAGAGCCAGCAAGGAAACUGCAUCCAUAAAGCGGGCAAUACAAUCACUGGGGUGCAAGGUUUACUUCUCAGGGGAUGGCAACUGCACUGUAGACAUUGAAAGCAACCCAGCAGAUAUUCCUCAGAAACUAAUGUAUUCUCCUUCCAAAAUAGCAUCUGAUGGUUCUGUGCAGAAUGAUGAGCAAUCAGAUGUCUCUGUCUCUGUUACUCUUAUGGCAGAUGAUGAUGUCUCCAACAAUCCAAUUAGUCGGGUGUGUGAAACUCUAUGCCCAUUACGCACCAGAGAUGGAGGAUGUAGGUGGCCUGAUGCUGGUUGCGCCCAAUUUGGCAGCCAAUUUGUUGGACUAAAGGCAAACUUUGAUGCAUUUGAUCAGCUUUCUAUAUAUGAUAGCUACUUCGAAUCCAAGUAA
Ilex paraguariensis (yerba mate) is the source of this 750-nucleotide messenger RNA. The record is from the annotation of a GenBank genome assembly. Lineage: Eukaryota; Viridiplantae; Streptophyta; Magnoliopsida; Aquifoliales; Aquifoliaceae.